Athene cunicularia (burrowing owl) is the source of this 4729-nucleotide messenger RNA. RefSeq names its product shieldin complex subunit 2 (gene SHLD2). NCBI's taxonomy places the organism in Eukaryota, Metazoa, Chordata, Aves, Strigiformes, Strigidae. Gene Ontology annotation, biological process: regulation of double-strand break repair via homologous recombination. The record is from RefSeq and is a predicted model, not a curated record. Gene Ontology annotation, cellular component: site of double-strand break; nucleus. Bases 1249 to 3939 code for a protein of 896 amino acids. The transcript has 11 exons.
CACAUGCUUUCUGGAGACAAGAGUGACUGUGCUGCCUGAGGGUAUUCAAAAAGAGUAAGAACAGGAGUCAUACACCCCAUUCCAGUAUUCUUACAUGCAUGUGAGGUGCCACAGAAGAUUCACAUUUGAGUAGCACAAGUGAAAAAAAAAACAAACCCUCUUGGAUGGAUUCAAAGAUCAUUGACCCGUCAAUCAGACUCUGACCAUUUCAGUGAUAAAAAGCCAGGCUUGCAUUGGCCGGCAGGAACAGAGCACCCUUCCGCAAAUUCAGAAAUGGUGUAAUAAUUAACAGGUGUAAUGGCUGGAUCAUCUCUCAAAUUUCAUUUCUGGUGCCCAGUUUUCUACCCCUCCCCGAAUUGUCUGCUGCAGCAACUUCUAUCAACAACACACUCAAAACACGUAGCUAGGUGUCUGCAUUUUAAUGAACACCUGUAGGUGUAGCUGAGUGUUUUAAAAUUAUAGUAUAGCAGAAAUUAAAGAAAAUAAAGGGUCUUUUGUGCUGUGUAAGGUGGGGUUAUUUUUAAUUAGUUAGAAAAGCUAGUAACUUCUUGGGUAGUAUGAUACUAUCUAAAUGAAUUAAAUUCUAAAUCAUCUGCUCAAGUUUCACUCAUCUCAGCGCUUAUUAAAUAAUUGUAAUUUAUCAGUAAUAUCUUGAAACAUUUUAUAAAAUAAUCAAUACAGUAUCUUCAUGCUAAAAUAGCAUGUAAAAUAUUGCAUUUCUAGCAAACUUUUGAACUAAUUUUGAAUAGCUCUAUUCUUUUUAAUUAUUUAGUUGAAAUUGUAAUUUUCGGGGAGAUGAAAUGAUCUCCUAACCAUGCUGUGAAAGUUUCUCACAGGCAUUUAUUUCACAUGAAUUAAAAUGAGGGACUGAAUAGUGAAUUCACAUUUGACUGGUUAAUUAUAAAUAAUAAAUGAAGAUGUCUGCUCAAUAAUUAAAUUGAACUUCACUAUAAUUCUGCAUCUGCCAUGUGUUUCCAAGUAUCAGAAUCAGAAAUUAAGCCCUACUGUAAAUUUAUUUUUCUAUGCAAGCAUGACACAAGAAGUAACUUCCAUUUUUCAAUUUGAUUUUUGUAGGCUUUAAGUAGCAAGGUUGUGUUUUUACCAGUUAAACAUGGAAUACUCCUUCGAAUUUGAGGUAUUUUUAAAUUGUUAAGAAAAGGCCAAAUAUAUUAUUUUGCAUUUACUAAUAUUCUGUGUCAUGCUUACUGCAUAAACCAAUUUAAAUUUAAACUUACACAGCAAUCAAAAAUGUCAAAAAGACCUCAAAUUCAUGUUUUUGUGGGAGCACCCAGUAUUCCAAGCCUUCUGCAUGUGUCAGAGCGAAGUAGUUCAGUGCCUGCUGCUGAAAAAUGGAGAGAACUCCACUGUCUGUGUGAUACACAUAAUAAUUUUUCUGAGAAAGUCAAAGGUGCUGACCACUUAGUGUUCCAGGUGGAAAGCUCUGUAGUCACAGCAGUUCCUACAAAUGAUGGCAGCUCUUGGCAGUCUGAAAAGGAGAGAUUAAUGGUAGCAAAAGAAUACCUGACAUCAUCUCCUGUACCUGUGGCACGAAGUUGUACCAGCAUACCUAAAAAGACUGGAAGUUUAAUUUAUUCUGAUUGUCAGAUAUCUAAAGAUAGAUGCUCACAUGCGAAUGUGAGUCAGGCUGCAGAUCAACACCUUCCACAAAAAUUUGCAGAGUUGGCUAGGCAAGACAAAGAAUCACAUGGCGGCUGUUCAAACCCCACUGAAAGAAAAGCCAGUCCUCCAGAAGUUAUCGGCUCUGACAUUUCUGCUUUGGUUGCCAGUGCGCAGCAGAUCAGCAUACAUCUAAGGUCUGUGGGACGAGGUGAUCAAUUAGACCGUAGAAGCGAUCACCAUGAACAUCUGAGACAAUAUCUGGAUACAUUUUUCCCCCAAAUUCAAGAGUCAAAACCAAAAGGAGAACCAAGCGAUUGUUCAGACUUUGCAGUGUCAGCAGAUACUGAAUUUCGUAGUAUAGUGACCUCAAGUCAGAUGGCUCUUCUUGCACGGGGUCGGGACGAGAUGCAGAAAAUCACAAAGCUUCUGAAAACAGAAGCAGGCAAAAAACCUGAAGACAGGCAGUAUGAUCGCUUCCAAUUUGAUUCUGAUGUUGGAACUUGUCUUAAUGUGGCAGAAAAUGAAUGUAAGGAAGAGCAUACAAGUUCCCUUGAACUUUUCAGUUCUGAGGGUGAUGGGGAAGACGUUUGGCUCAAAGCUACAAAACAAGAAGGAAAUGCUCAUGAAAACACAGAGACAUCUCAAGAACUUAAUGUUCCUGAUGAGCAAUUUGUAAAUGAAAUCCUUAUCCAGCCAGUGAGCUCAGGAAUAUUGUGCUCCCAAGUAGACAGUUCCCAUAGGAGCUCUUCUAAAAGAGCCCACAAAUGUGAAGAUUCCCUUCAUGUUUUUCACUCGACGUUCACAAGACAGCUGAAUUCAAAGAAAGCGAAGCUGAAUUCUUCUCCAGCUGGUCCUGGAGUGAGAGUGGAUCAAGAAAAGAUGACAGAGUUCAAGAAACUUCAAAAGAAACUAUCACCACUUAAGAACUGCUGCUGCAAAAAUCAGAAGUACAAUGUUUUGGUCACAAUAGUACAUCCUUGUCAUAUCAAAGAAAUACAGGUGAAGACUAGACCGAAAUCUUCAUGUAAAGUUCCUGUAGCAACAAUUGUAGUUAUUGACCAGUCAGAAAUGGAGAGAAAGGUGGUGCUGUGGCGGGGUGCUGCGUUUUGGUCACUCACUGUGUUUCCUGGGGAUAUUGUCCUGCUUACAGAUAUAAUAGUGUAUGAGAAUCUCUGGUGUGGAGAAAUGAUGCUGCAAUCUACGUUUACCAGUCAGCUACUGAAUCUGGGGAACUGCUCAGCGCUCAAUCCAGAAGAAUUCUAUCCUAUAGUGGAUGGUGGUGUUCUCCAUGGCUUAUUGUCAUACGUAUCAUCAGCAUUUCCACACUUUGAAGACAUUCCACGCAGACAAGUUCAGAGACUGGAUAGUGUUCAGUAUAUGCAGCUAGACCAGCUCCAGCCAAAUAUAUUGGUUCACUCAAUCUUGAAAAUUAUCAACAUUGCUGUAUUAACAGAAUCUGUGUAUAGCUACAGAGGUGGCAACCAAAGAAAAAUUGUUCUAACAGUAGAACAGAAGAGAGAUCAACACUAUAGGAUGGUGCUGUGGGGAGCAGGGGCUGCCUGGUGUCCUCAGCUUCAAAGGAAAAAAGAUCACAUAUGGGACUUCAAAUACCUUCUGGUCCAACAUAGUUCUGUCUCGGGUGACUUUGAACUGCACACAACUCCAUGGUCGUCCUGUGAGUGCUUGUUUGAUGAUGACAAAAGGGCAAUUGAAUUUAGGGAAAAGUUUCAGAAAAGCAAAAAAUCCGUUCUGCAGAUGACAAGGCUCUCAGCACAUCUGGAGGAAAAAUGCUCAGGAGUGAUGCAGGUGAAAGCCCGUAUCUCAGAACUGAAGUUCACCAUUUCAACGGGUCAGUACAAGCAACUCAGCUUCUGUGCUGACACAUCCCUGGAGCGUGUUUUGGCUUCUCUGCCUUUGAUAACAUAUUCAGGUUGUGCUAAAUGUGGUUUGGAGCUACAGGCAGAUGAGAACAUGAUCUACCAGCAGUGUAUUAGAUGUUUGCCAUACAACGAAGUAAAAACCUUCUACAGACCUGCUUUGAUGACAGUAGAAGAUGGAGGAUAUGAAAUUUAUGUUCAUGUGGUGUCUGAGUUGAUAGAAAAAAUCUUCCUCAAUAUUCCUGCAGACUGGCUGAACAGAUUAGUAGUGCCCUCCUCAGAUGUGACCUACGGCACAGUAGUCGCAGAUCUGUGUCACUGCCUGCUCGCAGAUACAGAAGCAUCCUACUUGUUGGAAAUUCGGAGCCAUUUUGUGCUAGAUGAAAACAGCUAUCCUUUGGAAAAGGAUUUCCAUCUGCUAGAUUUUCAUCCUGGUCUUUGAAGCGUUGACCCCUGCAGUAAGUAACUCACAGGGACCGUAGGAACAUACAGAUGGUGAACAGAAGAAAAAUGAAUUAUCUCAAGGAAUCAAAUCUCUUUAAAAGUACAAGAAAGGACUUUGUUUUUAACUUAUACAAAAAAAAAAACAACAAAAGGACUGUUAUGAAAUAUCUGCUAAUAGUGUAUACGCUGCUGGAAUACUGAUAAAUUGCCAUAAAGUGUAUUUUUAUACAUAUUUUUAUCUUAAUAAACUCCUAUUAAGUAUUUGUUGUCUUUUUCUCCCCAGAAAAGCUCACUAGUGUUGAGAGACUGAAUUUUUCUCAGAUACGACAGAUUAGAGGAAGACAGCCACAAUUCAGUAAUAUUUAGUUAUAAGAUUUUUAUUUGUCUCAUCCUAUAGUCUAUCUGUAACUUGGUUAUGGCUUUCCUUUGCUGUUGUGGCUGCUUUUCUUCUGACAGCAGAAUUUCUGCCAUUUACCAUCAGCAAUUUUGCUGCCCUUUGUUUUUUCUUGUAAACCAAACUGUCUCACUGAAUCUAAUCUAGAAAUUAUUGCACAAAUUUAAUUAAGUGGUUUUAAACAGUUUAAACUGGUGCACUUUCAUGGGCCCUUUAAAUGAUUUAAUUGUUGUAGUAUUUAUUGUUGUAGUCUUUAUCUAGCAUAAGCUGGCAAAUAAUCACCUUAAGCCAGUUUAAUCAGUUUAAUGCUGGUCUGCAAAACUUUCUCCCAACUUGAUCAGAUUUAUAAAUUAAUUUAAUUCUUGUUAAAGCUGUAGUGUGUUCUGAUAGUGAU